Messenger RNA from Capronia epimyces CBS 606.96, 732 nucleotides. RefSeq lists its product as uncharacterized. The record is from RefSeq and is a predicted model, not a curated record. The transcript is spliced from 2 exons. Lineage: Eukaryota; Fungi; Ascomycota; Eurotiomycetes; Chaetothyriales; Herpotrichiellaceae. The coding region runs from base 1 to 732 and encodes 243 amino acids.
AUGGCGGACAACGGUGACGGUGACGACAAUGAAGGCGGCGCUGCUGAGGCAUCUGGUCCUGUUGAACCAUCUGGUCCCCUUGAAUUAUUCAGUCCUCUGCCAGCUGACGCUCUUCACAUGUCCAACGAGAGUCGGAGGUUCAACUCGGCUAUUGUCACCCUCCUCGUCGGACCGUCUCGACUUGAGCUGAAGGCUCACAAAGACGCGCUGUUGACAUGCAAGUACUUUGCCAUUUGUCUCCAGCAAGAUGGGUUCCGGGAGGGCGUCACGAACGAGAUCCACCUGCCGGACGAACAGCCCGACAACAUGGCUAAGAUCCUGCAGUGGGUGUAUUCGCCAGAGCCGGUGCGCAGCUACAAUCGGGUCUUCCAGGAGAACUGGAGGCAAUGCCGGGGCCUGCAGGAAAAGGAGGACCUGCUCGAAGGGCUCAUUGCUGAUUUCAUAUUGGCCCACAAAUACCUCCUGGACGAGAUGACCGAUGCCGUCGUUGACGUUGUCAGGCGACAACAGUAUCCUGACACGGAAUGGGUCAAGUGGAAGCAUCUAGGCCGGUUGAAGUCAUCGGGCCACCAGUGUUCAAGCCUCUGGGAGGGUCUGAUGUUGCAGUUGGCAGAAUUGAUUAUCAAGGAGGAAUGUGAUUUGAACGAUUUGCUGGAUGACGGCUUGGAGGAGGAUACUGACGCCCUUCGGAAUCUGAUGCGGUAUAUGGCCGGGUUCAUGUUUGGAGGUUGA